AUGUCGCUUGAUCUCCUACCCACAGAGCUCAUUCUCAUGAUUGACAGCAAUCUGGAGACACUAAGAGACCGCAAUUCCUUGAUUUGCACAAGCCCACGUUUUGCCCUCAUUUUCGAAGACAAACUCUACCAGGACCGUACAGCACAUGAACACGCUUAUAUAAUCCUAUGGGCAGCCAAGCGAGGCCUCGAUGGCACAAUUCGCAAGUGCCUGAAGGCUGGCGCCAAGAUUGCACUACGAGAUAGAUUCAGGUCUCAUCUGAGCGAUACCAAUGACCCCGAGCGUUUGGGCGUCAUCCCACGGCACCCGAAAUCACACCCGUUGACUGCAGCAGCCGAAAUUGGCUCGAUUUCUUGUGUCAGGCUUUUCCUUAAAGCAGGCGUCAAUCCCAACUUGUUGGAUGAACACUACGAAACCCCGAUGAGACAGGCCGCAGGAAAUGGCCAUGUGAACGUUGUUAAGCUGCUACUUGCCAGCCGUCAUGGUUCCGAAUUCUACGGUGCUUUCAAGCUGCGACGACCUCUGAAGCUUGCUGCGGCUCGUGGUCAUUUACCCGUGCUCGAAGCUCUCUUCUCCUUCCUUGAACGUGCCGAUCGAGUUCUCACCGUUAAAGAUGCUGCACAGAUCAUCCUGUACGAGGGACUCUGGCACUGCAAAGAAAAUGUCGUCAGAUAUGCACUCGAAAAGGGCGCCGAUGUGAAUGACCACAAUGAAGAGUUCGUGUUGCGCUUUGCUCCGGAUUUACGCCCAGAGAGUGGAAUGACCAUUCGAGGGACCAACACCCCUGGCUGGUCAGCCCAUACACCAAAUACACUCCACGCUGCGCUCAUCGGCGGCGAUAUGGAUCUGGUUCAGUUGAUCCUUGACCAUGGUUUUGAUAUUUCUCAGAUUAGGCCCAUCCUGCAGUACGCAGUCUUUCAGAGAGAGAGCAGAUUCAUCACUAUGUUGAUGAAAAUGGGGGUUACCAUUACCUCCAAUAUGCUUCAUGAGUCUGUUUAUGGUGGAGAUCCGGUUCUGAGGGAGUUCAUGAAGAAACCCAUCCAGAAAAUCCUGGAAGAACUAGAAUUCGAGCCUUGA
This is a messenger RNA of Penicillium samsonianum, 1077 nucleotides long. RefSeq names its product ankyrin repeat domain-containing protein. NCBI's taxonomy places the organism in Eukaryota, Fungi, Ascomycota, Eurotiomycetes, Eurotiales, Aspergillaceae. Gene Ontology annotation, molecular function: protein binding. Bases 1 to 1077 code for a protein of 358 amino acids. The record is from RefSeq and is a predicted model, not a curated record. The transcript is spliced from 2 exons.